CCGACCUCGCUCUGGUAGUUGCUCUGGGCGGGCGCUGUAGGAAAGGAACUGUGAAAGCGCGCCCCCCAACCCCCCUCGUCCCAAAGGGAAGCGGGGAAAGGCAGGGGCAACGGCCGGUGAGGGAGGGGCGCGUGCUGUGGAGCGGGGGGAGGGAGCGCCCCGGCAGCCAAUGAGCUGUGAGCAGAAGGAAGCCGAGCUGCCCGGGCGACCGCCUCCUUCUUCUUCCCCUUUGCCUUCUCCUCCCCAUAUCCCUCCUCCCCGGACCUCGUCCAGGCGGAUGUUCGGCGCCGGCUGUUUUCAGAAAGAAGAAAGAUGGAAAGUGGUGCAGUUCUGCUACAGUCCAAAUCAUCACCAAUUAAUCUUUUGAAUGAAAUGCAUCAAUUACGUCUUCUUGGUCACUUGUGUGAUGUGACUGUCAGUGUGGAGUAUCAAGGUGUAAGAGAAGAAUUUGUGGCUCAUAAAGCUGUACUGGCAGCCACAAGCAAGUUUUUUAAGGAGAUGUUCCUUAAUGAGACAGUGAUAGAUGGAACAAGGACAAAUGUAUAUUUAAAUGAAGUACAGGUUGUUGACUUUGCUUCUUUUCUUGAGUUUGUCUAUACUGCAAAGGUCCAGGUAGAAGAAGACCGUGUGCAGAGAAUGUUGGAAAUGGCUGAAAAACUAAAGUGUUUAGACUUAUCUGAAACUUGUUUUCAGUUAAAGAAGCAGAUGUUAGAAUCAGUACUUCUAGAACUUCAGAACUUUUCUGAGUCUCAGGAGCCAGGAGAGAAUAAUAGCUCUCAAACAAAUGAUGUCUUACUUGAUUCUAAGGCUAGUAUAAUGGUAGAAGUCCCUAAUGCUGAUAGCCUCUCUGACUCUUCAGAUUAUCCUGUAGAAAGAAAUAGCAAUGGUUUAAUACCACAGACACCACUGAGAAAGUCAAAGGACAAAGCAGAUAAGAAAAAAGAAGUUAUGAAACCUCCAUAUCCUAAAAUUCGGAGAGCUAGUGGAAGGCUGGCUGGUAGGAAAGUAUUUGUAGAAAUCCCCAAGAAGAAGUACACAAGGAGACUCAGAGAACAGCAAAAAAAUGCCACCGAUGUCGGGGAGAACUCAUCUCCAGAAGACCAAAGCAUACUCGAUGUGGAGAUGGUAAUAGAGCCAGUGACAAAAAAUGUGGAGCCAAAGAAUGAGGAAUGUGAUGCCAGCUUUGAGUUAGAGGAAGCUUUGAAAAAAGCUGAGGAAGAUGAUGAUAAGAAAAAGAGCAACUUUAAAUGUACCACUUGUGAAAAGGAGUUUCUCUAUGAGAAGAGUUUCCUGAAACAUAUCAAGCAUAACCACGGCAUUGCUGCUGAGAUAAUUUAUCGCUGUGAUACCUGCAGCCAGACAUUUGCAAACCGAUGUAAUUUGAAGAGCCAUCAGCGCCAUGUUCAUAGCAGUGAGCGCCAUUUCCCUUGUGAACUCUGUGGGAAAAAAUUCAAGAGGAAGAAAGAUGUUAAAAGGCAUAUUCUUCAGGUUCAUGAAGGUGGCGGGGAGCGCCAUCAGUGCCAGCAGUGUGGCAAGGGCUUGAGCUCCAAGACCGCUCUGAGGCUCCACGAACGAACUCAUACAGGGGACAAACCAUAUGGCUGCACUGAGUGUGAAGCCAAGUUUUCUCAGCCUUCUGCACUGAAAACACACAUGAGAAUUCAUACUGGUGAAAAACCUUUUGUCUGUGAUGAAUGUGGUGCAAGAUUCACUCAAAACCACAUGCUGAUAUAUCAUAAAAGGUGUCAUACAGGGGAAAGACCUUUUAUGUGUGAAACAUGUGGCAAAAGUUUUGCUUCUAAGGAGUAUUUGAAACAUCACAAUCGGAUUCACACAGGAUCCAAACCCUUUAAAUGUGAAGUUUGCUUCAGGACGUUUGCACAGAGGAAUUCACUGUACCAGCAUAUUAAAGUCCAUACAGGUGAACGUCCAUAUUGUUGUGAUCAAUGUGGUAAGCAGUUCACACAGCUUAAUGCCUUGCAGCGUCAUCAUCGAAUCCACACAGGAGAGAAGCCAUUCAUGUGCAAUGCAUGUGGACGAACAUUCACAGACAAGUCUACUCUACGGCGGCACACAUCAAUACAUGAUAAGAAUACACCGUGGAAAUCUUUCCUUGUUAUUGUAGAAGGUUCACCCAAGAAUGAAGACAGCCAUAAAACUGAACAAAUGGAUGAGGACUAUCCAUCACCCAAAAUAUCAGAAAAGCUACUCUCAUUUGCAGAAAACGGCCACUUUCAAAACUUGACAGCAGUCCAAGGAGCUCUGACUGCUUUACAUGAAAACAGUCCUCCUACAGACCUAGACUGUAAAUCAGAUGAUCCUGUAGUCCCCCAGGAAGCCCUUAUAGCUACCACGUUAAGUGAUCUUACAGUACUUCAUACUCAGACAGAUUCAAUUCAACCAUCGCUUCAUGCUUUGUCAAACAUAGAAUGAUUGCUUCCAGUGGUUUGCUGAGAAAAUCCAGCAUAAGAGAGACUUCUUUGAAUGCACAACGCCAAGUGCUCAAAACCAUUGCCAAUAGCAUAGACAUAGAAUUUAAAGUGGGCACACAAAGAUGGGCUUUUAUGAAUGACAUCCCCCAGAUUUUCCUGAAAUUCUUGGUACUCACACAUCUUUAUCAAAACUUUUUUUAAAAUCUCACUUUCCAGACCCUAAUCUGCAUGAUCUCAACUAUACUUUGCUCAACAGUUAUGAUUCUACUUUGAGUAGAUCUGUUGUAUUUAUUCUAAGGCUUGAUUAUUCUUAUUUUUUAACAAAGUUCCAAUAAGCUCUUUUGAACCUAGUUGUUACCCUUUAAUUACCAAUUCACUUUCUUAAUUUCCUGGGAAUAGGUCCUUUGAAAUCUUCUCAUUGUCUCAAUCCACCCUAACCUUCUUUGUGGAUGUAUUUAUGUGAUAAUCUUAGGAUAUUUUUCCAGUUGAGUUGAUUCCUUGAUGAAAUAAUGUUGGACCAUAUUUUACCAAGUGUCUUCCCUGAUAAAUCAAGCCAAGUAAUUGGAGCUUUGGGAUCAUUGAAAUGUGACCCUUUUUCAGAUUGAAAAGCCUAUUAUUGAGCUCAUUUUUAAUAUCACUUAGGCACAAAAAUGGAUGACCAAUUAAAAUCAUAAACUCAAUAACAAUAAUCUCUAUAUUGGCUCUACAAAAAAGACCAUGAAUAUCUUAGCCUUUUCUGAAAUUCCAAGUGUAAUUCUUACCAAAGAAUCCAGCAGUAGUGCAGUUUUUUUGAUACAAGGUGCUGAAAAUUAUUCGAGUACUUGAGAAUUUAUUGAGGGCUGCAGUAGCUUUAUUCCUCUGGCAAAAUAUAGUGAUUCUGGGAAUAUUUGCAGUACAUUGUGAUGGCUUUGGCUUAGGUAAAUUUUCCUGAUUUUUGAUUUGUUGUUACUUAUUGAUAGUCAUAAUUAUCCAGACUUUCAUAUUUUAGUAAGACUUUUUAAUGACAAGCACAUAAAAGUAUCGGAUUCCAAAUAUAUGUUUACUUGAGAUGUUCCAAAUGGCCAUGACUCACAUUUUUAUUACUAGGUUGUAUUUUAAUAACUAAAAGAUUUAAGCAGGUGUUUAAAAACUCCUAGUAUAAUUAUCUCAUUGCAUGUCAAAGAUGCUUCUGUUUUUCUCUUUGCAGUAUUCUUUCAGAAGCCUCUUUUGUUGCACUUGCUGCUGGUGCUCUUUUAACUAAUAAAGAUGUACUUUGCCAAGUUUGAGCUCUACAGUACUAAUACAAGCGUUCCAGUUUUUGAAUUUGCUAUAUUUUGGUGAAGUACUUUGGUUCAAAUGUGGUCCUUGUUGUAAAUCUUUAUGUUCAUGUCAAGAAUCUUAUGGAACCACAAAAUAUUUUAGCCCAUCACUUGUGUUUUCUUUAAGUUGUUUUGCUAAUUUUUCUAUGAACAAAAAUUGUGUGGGUAGUUGUAUUUUCUUUUGUUUCCAUGAAACCACUGGAAAGUGCUUUAACCACGUGGGUUUCUCUGGAGAAAGUCUGUUUUACUCUUUUUUACAGUAAUUUGACCAUUUCCUUAUACUAGUGUCACAUGUUUAACCUAUUUUUAGUAAAAUAUUCGCAGUGACUUAAGAGUUUCACCACCACAACUACACCUUUAAAAAUGGCAUUCUAGAUCUGUAUCCAGAGUAAAAAAUUGCUGGCUUUUUCCCCCCUCUAGAACGGUUUCAACUUUUUUUUUUUUUAAUUUGGAGAGAGGGAAAAACCUACACUAACUUGCUUUUUCUUGAAAAACUUAUUAGAAGGAAUUUGGAUACUAGAUUUUUAUUUAAUGAUAGUUUGGUGGUCUUAAAUUUUUGUAACUUUUCAAGGAACAAUAAAAUUUUACCUGUUCAAUCUUUUGAUGAAUGAAUAUUUACUUUAAGUUCACUGUGCUGUACCUAUUAAGUUCUUCAUAUCCAGUGCGUAACAAAUUCCAAACUCAAGAUAAAACCUGAGUAGUUAUUGUGACUAAAGCACAAUCAGCUAUCUUUAAUUGUGUAAACAACUUUUAAAAUUAAUGGUUUAUAAGCUAUUUUAUGGUAUAUUGUUGAAAUUAAAAUACUUUAAAAAUAUAUAUUUAAAAUGUUAAAAGUGUUUUUUAUAACUUUGGAUUCCUCAAUUGUCUAAAUUUUUUAUUCCUAUUCAAUACUGAUAAUCACAGUAUUAUAGGUACAGAGUGGAGAAAUUUUUUUCAAACUCAUGUAGAAGUAAUUUGUACAUCUCAAUUCUAUUAUGUAAGCAGUGUCUUAAAUGGAACAUUAAAGUUAGAAUAUUUUAUCAUGAUAGUACAUCGAAUACUGAGUCUUAUAGAAGUCUUACUGGUUAUAACCGUCACAUGUAUGGAAAAUGCCAAAUUUGUAGAAUGACACCUCCACCUCAUUAGUAACAAUUGUUAACUGAAGAAUUUUGUGCAAACUGUAUAUAAAAAGCAGGGAGGGUAUUAUUACAUCUGCUUAUGUUGUAAUCUAACAAAUUCUAAUAAGAGGAGUUUUCUUCUAUUCUUUGGGGAUAUAGUUAAGGGAACAGGGGAAUCUUUAGUGUCCUAUGUGGGCACCUCAAACUUAGCAUUUCCAAAACAGAUGUCAUCACUUUCCCUCACUUCCAACAUUAUUACCCCUUGCCAUUUUUCGUCAGGGCACCAACCACCACCAUCUAACACUUGCCGAAGUUCAAAACCUUGGUAUGAUCAUUGGAUGUGAUGAGAAAAAGAAGAUAGUUGUCAGCUCCCCUCAACUUGCACAUACUUGAAUUAGAACCCUCCCUUUUUAAACUACUCCUACUCAUCUGGACUACCAUUAAUAAACUCAAUUUUAU
Dromiciops gliroides (monito del monte) is the source of this 5286-nucleotide messenger RNA. Its product is annotated as GDNF-inducible zinc finger protein 1-like. Gene Ontology annotation, biological process: regulation of transcription by RNA polymerase II. Lineage: Eukaryota; Metazoa; Chordata; Mammalia; Microbiotheria; Microbiotheriidae. Bases 313 to 2433 code for a protein of 706 amino acids. Gene Ontology annotation, molecular function: DNA-binding transcription factor activity; protein binding; RNA polymerase II cis-regulatory region sequence-specific DNA binding. The record is from RefSeq and is a predicted model, not a curated record. The transcript is spliced from 6 exons.